Messenger RNA from Eimeria necatrix, 357 nucleotides. RefSeq lists its product as hypothetical. The coding region runs from base 1 to 357 and encodes 118 amino acids. The record is from RefSeq and is a predicted model, not a curated record. Gene Ontology annotation, molecular function: nucleic acid binding. Lineage: Eukaryota; Apicomplexa; Conoidasida; Eucoccidiorida; Eimeriidae. The transcript has 2 exons. Gene Ontology annotation, biological process: DNA integration.
AUGACCAUGUCACAGCACGCCAUCGAGGCCAAUCUUCUCCUUUUAACGGCAAGGCACGGCUCGAUUCUUGUGAUGGUCGACUCCCUCAGCAAGAUGGCCCAUUUCGUUCCUGCGAAGAAGUUCUUCACAGCAGUAUGCACCGUGGAGCUUCUCGCAGACCGCCUUAUCCGCUAUCACGGCUUUCCAGAGGGGCUCAUAUCGGACCGAGACUCCCGUUUCCCCUGGGAUCUCUGGCAACAGCUCUGUAGCCGUUUUAACAUGAAACGCGCCGUGUCCUCAUCCUCCCUUCUCCAGAGCGACGCUCAAACUGAAAGGGUUAACCGCGCACUGGAGAAGACGCUUUGUACCUACAUCUGA